AUGGCAGUACUCGUUGGCGAUUUGGUACAGCAGAUACGUACCCGGUCCAAUCAACAGGUGACUGCUGGCAGGUGGUUGUUGGGUCGAUAUUUGGAGACAACAUCGAUACUACAUCUGAUCCUUCAUGUUGAAUUCAUCUUAGUCUUGUGUCGCUUCCUUUAUCCGACCCUUCGAGACAUGUCACGAAUAGUUUUCAAGCACGCCCGCUCCGGAACAGACCAAAGCCUAUCCAAUCCAGGAUCAGGAGUCUUGAUGGCCUUCGUGACUUCCAUGUUCGGGAGGGUACCGCUUCCUGUGGCGAUAGUGAAGAGAUCAUCCUGA
Nezara viridula (southern green stink bug) is the source of this 321-nucleotide messenger RNA. Lineage: Eukaryota; Metazoa; Arthropoda; Insecta; Hemiptera; Pentatomidae. The record is from the annotation of a GenBank genome assembly.